CGACACUCAAAUGCGCCGCUCUGCUUCCUUCAUCUAGUCCCGGCACUGGAUGUUGGGCUGCUAUCGCUCGCAAGUUUUCCCCUUAUUUGAAUAUCUCUACAUACUGGCUAUCUAGGGUUCCCUGCUUUUUUGACUAGUGUUUUCUUCUAGUCAUGGUCUACCCUGGCCACCGGAGCACCGGCUGCAUUGAGUGUCGACGCCGCAAGGUCAAAUGCGAUGCCGCUAAACCAGAGUGUUAUCGAUGUACAAUCCGCGGCCAUAUAUGCCCUGGUUACCCCGACAGAUUCAACUUUCGUCCACUGCUGGCAGAGGUGGUCAAACAAGGCCGACGACGACAGCCCAGCAAGUCCGACACCACCACCACAAGCGAAAGUACAUCUCAAUCUAAAAGUGGAAAGACAACCACCAUUUCAAGUUGUCCUAGACAUACCUCAAGUAUACCAUUGUCACCGAGCACGGCGUGGGAGCUGCCGUCCCUUUGUUUUUUCAUCGACCAGUAUAUAAUUCCGUCUCCAGAUGGCGUUUCUCCCGGAUAUCUCAGAUUUAUCCCAGAUUUAUAUCAUGUGCAAACCGAAAAUAGCUGUUUGAAAUCGGCCAUGCUGGCUGUUUCCUACCUAACAUUAUAUAAUAGAACCGGAGAUGCCCAGUUAUAUGUCAACUGUCGAGAUAACUAUGGUAUUGCACUGGGCCGGAUCAAUACCGCCCUAAAUAACCCAGAAUUUAUUCUCACCGAUAAAACGCUAGCAUCUAUCAUUAUAUUAAGCUUAUUUGUGGACGUGAACAACGAGAGACAUAAUUUAUUAAACGUACACAGCCUCGGCAUUUACCGACUCGUGAAGCUGCAGCGAGACAAACUGGUCCACUCCAAGAAUGGUCUUUAUCUCUUCGGUUGGGCCGUUAGUCACCUGCUGAUCCAAUCCAUCAUUAGGGGAGAGGACCGACACGUCGAAUUAAUGCAUCUCUUGAAUCCCGAUGACCUUAAAAUUUACGAGCUGAAAUUUGCCCGUAUCGUGUGCAAAAUCCUUGCCUUUCGCUCGCUUGUCAAGCAGUUCACGGCUCUCCGUGGCUCUAUGGCGGGACCUGCCCUUGACCAACAGGAGCACAAUCUGACAGGGAUUGCCUGUCAUUUAUUGGCUGAAAUAGAUGCCUGGGACCGAGAUAUGCCGCCAGACUGGCAGUCAGCUUUACUGGGGCUUCCAUCUGAAGCUGCAGAAGCACAGCCAGGGACCUUUCAAUGUAUCGUAGCUUUUCUCUCCCUCGUCAGCUCGGUACGCAUAAUAUUUUACCUAAACCUAAUUCAAUGGUGCAACGUUUGCGGUGACCUUUUGUCGCCCCUGCGGGACUCCCUGCAGCUAGAGGAUGACGCUAAUACCGCGUCGGUGCUACAAAGCCGAAUAUACCAAUACUUGAGGAACAUAUCUAAAAGCGCGUCGGAUGCUCUAAGGGAAAGCGACAACAAUGGAGUGAGGAGUGGAAGUGCAGCUGUUAGUCUUAUCAUUCUCUGGCCGACUUGGCUGGUUGUGCACUGCCCUUUGUCGACACCAGAACUGGUUUCCCAAAGUCGUCAAACGUUGAAUAUCAUAGGGCACAAGAUCGGUAUUAAGCUCGCAGUGAUUUUGUAUACCCUAGAUUCCGGGCCCAUCGACAAAUUCACUUAAUCAGAGGAGCUAAAACCGCCGCUUAGGUACAGAAAACUAAUUUAAUAUUCACUAUUUUAUAGUGUAGUCCAAAGUAUUGAAACUGAAUCAGAGAGAAUAUAGAGUGAAUUUGGGAUGUGC
Messenger RNA from Talaromyces proteolyticus, 1778 nucleotides. RefSeq lists its product as uncharacterized. The transcript has 4 exons. Gene Ontology annotation, biological process: regulation of DNA-templated transcription. The record is from RefSeq and is a predicted model, not a curated record. Lineage: Eukaryota; Fungi; Ascomycota; Eurotiomycetes; Eurotiales; Trichocomaceae. Bases 153 to 1658 code for a protein of 501 amino acids. Gene Ontology annotation, molecular function: DNA-binding transcription factor activity, RNA polymerase II-specific; zinc ion binding.